AUUAAACACUUCAUUUUGAUAAAUAAUUGUUACUGUUGAAAAGUAAAUAUUAAUUUAAAACUAUAAAUUUCUAAAUACAAUAGGAGUGGGACAUGGUAUUCGGGUGGGGUAAGAUGAGACAUGUUUUUAUUCUAUUUAUUGUAGACAAAAAACAAUAUUUUAUAGGAAUUAUAUAACAUUAUCCCCACAGACUGUAAAUGAUUAUUGUUCAUUGUUUUAUGUAAGAUGGGAUUAAGAAGCUAAAGGUAUCCCAUCUUACCCCCACAGUACUAUAUAUGCAUAAGCUGUUAAAUGUAACUAGUGGGACCUCGUAUAAAGGUUUAUAAAUGUUGGAAAGCCUUGGAAAAUAGGAUCGUGUGAUAAAACAUUGCAAUUAACUUUAACGCGACAUCGCGAUUCACCAGGUUAAAUAACGAACAUAAUGUACAAUAACAUUAGUAAAUACUAAAAGUAAUUAGGUUUUUUAUUCUUUAUACGACCCGGAUAAAGACUAUUAAAAAUUAAUGACAAAAAAGUUUGAGACGAAAAAAAGACGAAUGUUGGAAUAAAAUGAUUUUGUUUUUCAGAUUAGCCAAAAAGAUAUUACUUUUAGAUCAUUAUGGUCGCAUAUCUAUCUAGUAUUUCUAUAUUACAAGCGAAAAACAACCGAAAAAAUACGAUCAAAUGUAAAAAAUGAACACUUCGUGCAAAGAAAUGCUUACUUAAGGCACUUCCCGUUUGUUUUAUUAUUUAAAAAAAUAAUAAUGAGUUUUGUGAUUAGCAAAGUUGUUGCGAUUUGACCUAGAUAAGGAAGGGUCAAUUUAUAGAAUGGUAGCUGUCUAUGUAUCUAGUCAAAAUGCUUUGUCUGUAUUUCCGCCUCACUCAAAUUCUAUUAUUACGUCAUGAAUCGCCUGUGUGACGCGCCAACACAUAUUAUUCUCUUUCAUUCUCCUCGUGCUCACAUUCCUCUCAGGCGAGACAACUUCGGAAACGAAAUAAAUAAAAACCUUAGAAUUUUCAAUAUUUUUCACAACAGGCAUAAGAUACGGCAACAGAAAAUUAAUUUAUCGAUAAAUUUCUAAAAUCUUGACAACUUUAUUUAUAGACGUUGUCGAACAUAGGAAACCAUGUCUUGCAAUUCAGAAUUACAAUACUUUAAAUAUAAUCAACCUCGUAGUUUUAUUCCUAAAAUAAAAUAUAGUAAGAUGGGGGGAAGAUGGGACAUCUUUUUUUAUUCUAUGUUAUCAUCCCAUUUGGUAGUUAACAAAGAUUAUUUACAGAAUUAUAUAAUCGUAGGUGGCCACAUGACACUAAAGAAGCGUGGUUAGUUGUUAGAAACCCGAAAUAUUGGACAAUAUGUGCUAAGUUUCUUACUCCACAAAACUAUAUAAUCAUACCAACUCGGUAAAGAUAUUAGAUAACGAGCUUUGUUGAAAGAUACGGCGAUAUUUAUACAUAAAUAUACCUUUUUACUUAACUGUAAAAACAAGCUACAUAUACUGCACUAACUCACUCAGGCAACUUAAUUACAACAUUAAGAAAUGGUGUUAUUGUAGUGUUUACUCUGCCUAUAUUAUGCGUCAGGAGAUUUCACACCAAACUAACCAGCCAACUACAAUCCGUUGUCGCCUCAAGCUUUCACUGUGUUCGCUCACGCGUGUCGCUUCAACAGUUGGGAGAAAAUGCUUGAUUUGAGAAAACUAAAGGAGUUAUUUCGUCCCCGCUGAUAGUAAUAUAGGACUUAUUACUAUUUUCCCAGCCAUAAGUAUCAGAUAACAUACUAUCAACAAUAUGUAUAUAAUUGCGAAAGAUGUUACGCUGUUUCUAUAAAAUAAAUACUUACUUGUUAAUUACAUUCCACAUUGCUUUUGAACCUUUAAGUUAAUGUAUGAAAAGCUUCACCAUACAACUUCAUGGAUUCUUUUGUUUGUGUCUUGUUCUAUUUAGUUGUUGGAUACAAUCGGUUAAUGAUUGUUAGACAUUUCAUGGAGUCGUAAUAUAGAAUUCGACAACCAGACCAAUCCAGUGUUUGAUCAAACUAACGAGCCAACCUAUAUUGAUACAGUUAGUAAUUUUAAAUAGGAACCAAAUAUAAAGUAGUUAAUUGAACUUAAUGUAGAACAGUUGUAAGUCGAACAUAACAGGAGUAGAAAGUUGACAAGACAGAACGAGGCUGCUUUAUCUUCACGGUGUGCUCAAGGCCAUUUCAUUCUCUCAUUCUGUGUGUUUGUUAGGUAGAUAGCAAGUUAACAGUAAUAUGCGCUUACUAUGCUUUAUGUUGUAAGUCGGAAAAUACGGUUUCAGGGAAUUUGUGUAAUUAGUAACAAUGAGACAUCAUUUUUUCCCAACUACUACAACUUACACCAACACUGAGGUUACAACCGAUGAAAUUAUUUCAACAAACAUAAGCGGACUUCGCAUUCCAUUCACAAUUAUUGGACUUCUGUUUUCCGUAGCAAGUCUCUAUGUUUUUCUUUCUAUUACUAUUCACCGCCUGAGGGCGAUAAAGCGCCAGAAGAAAGAAGAAAUCGCCCAGCGCCAACAAUCGGUGAGAUCACGGCGAAGCAAAGGUACUUCACCUUACAUGGAUAACCUGAGUGUCGUAGCUUCCAUGUUCGCCUUCAUGAACUGCGUGAGUGACCAACCUUUGCUUUAUAUCAAGUCUCCAACAAACGUUACUUGCAAAAUUAUUCAGAGUCUUUCUUUCGUGUUGUAUUCGGCUGGAAUAGUUUGCUUAUAUUCAUUCUUAUGGUUUCGACAACGAGCCUGCUACAAGAACCCAACAUUGUCUGAAAUGCAUGGCAAGUUCGCUCGUAUUCUAAGCUCUACCAUUCUACCUCUGUUUAUCAUCAUGAUGCUAGCAGGAAUGAUUUUAACCGGGGCAUUAUGGGAGUUUACUACAAGUGACAUUGGUUGUAUAGAAGUCGCCCAAACUCGAACUCCGUUGAUAGUUUUAUUUACUGGCGCUGUUGCAAUGCAAGGAACUUUACUCACGCUCUUCGUUUAUCCUUUAAAACGACAUGCAGGGUUUGCAACGUCUAACGUAUUGCCAUCCGAUAAGUUACUCAUGGCACUGGUGAAGCGAUCUAUUAUAACAACAGGUCUAUGUGUUCUUGCCGACGCCCUUGCAUUUAUAAUUGCCGUUGCUUUACCGACCAACACGCCGUUCAUAGUAACGAACCUUCUAUACGAUGCUAACUUAGUUUGCAACGUUGUGUGUGUGGUCGGUUCAUUCGCUGACUGGCGACAAAGGUUAGCACCAUGGCUGCGGAACAACGCUAAUCGUUGCGAGCUUAUUGGUUCGAUGUCGAGAUCGAGUCGUACAACUGCUCUAACUACAACGACUGUUGUCUAGAUUAACAUGAAUGAAUGUUUCUUGUCCUAACCUCGCGUGGUAACGAAAAUCGUUAGUGGCUACUGGGCUGGAGCAAUUGUCGUUAAAGUGUCUUGCUCAUUACGCCCCCAAUGGUAUACCAGAAAGAGCCUAAAGCCGACCUAUUUGUUGGGGGCGCGCCACUAAACCACAGCACAGGUCGUUCUCUCCUAGUGUAUGAUCCAAAUCAAGGUUGGCAACCAAUUUGUUGAAAUUUGUAUCAAACAUUAAAACCUGUGACCACUGUUGUUUUUCGCAAAGAUAUCUCUUCAACAUAUUUGUACUACCUAUACAACGCUAUAUAGUUAAAUACAUUAGAUGGCCUUCACCCCUUCAUGUGAUGAACUAUCACCACGACACGUUGCUGCGUCAGCCUUCUCUUUGCACGGAAAAUAUCAUAAAAAUCUGCAAACUGAUUUCCUUUUAUUUAAAUAUAGGUCUGAUUGAAAUGACACAUUAA
Ciona intestinalis (vase tunicate) is the source of this 3812-nucleotide messenger RNA. RefSeq lists its product as uncharacterized. NCBI's taxonomy places the organism in Eukaryota, Metazoa, Chordata, Ascidiacea, Phlebobranchia, Cionidae. The record is from RefSeq and is a predicted model, not a curated record.